AUGGGCCUCAUCAUGAGCAUGAUGAACAGCGUCUUCAGCCAGUUCAUGAACUUGGACGCGCGCCUCUGCAUGGUCGGCCUCGACGCGGCGGGGAAGACGACGAUCCUCUACAAGCUCAAGCUCGGCGAGGUCGUGUCGACGAUCCCGACCAUCGGCUUCAACGUCGAGGCCAUCGAGUACAAGAACCUGACGCUCACGGUCUGGGACAUCGGCGGCCAGGACAAGAUCCGGCCGCUCUGGCGCCACUACUACAGCGACACGCAGGGCGUCAUCUUCGUCGUCGACAGCAACGACCGGGACCGCGUCGCCAUGGCCAAGGACGAGCUCCACGGGCUCCUGGACCAGUUCGAGCUGCGAGACGCGACCGUGCUCAUCUACGCGAACAAGCAGGACCUGCCCAACGCGCUGCCGCCGGCCCGGCUCGUCCAGGAACUCGAGCUCAACAGCCUGCGCACCCACAAGUGGUACAUCCAGGCCUGCUGCGGCACGUCCGGCGACGGCCUCUACGAGGGCCUCGACUGGCUCGGCCAGAACGUCAAGGCGCACGCGCCCAAGUGA
Molecule: messenger RNA, 558 nt
Organism: Aureococcus anophagefferens
Lineage: Eukaryota; Pelagophyceae; Pelagomonadales; Pelagomonadaceae
Exons: 1
Coding region: 1-558 (185 amino acids)
Biological process (GO): intracellular protein transport; vesicle-mediated transport
Cellular component (GO): cytoplasm
Molecular function (GO): GTPase activity; GTP binding
Source: RefSeq, a predicted model, not a curated record